UCUCAGCCUGAACUCAAAGAUGUCUUCCACAUCCUUGCUAGUGUUGCUGCUGGGACUGGUGGUUCUCAUCACCUCGUCUCUUGCUGACUACCCCAAGCAUCCCCCACUUCAGAAACCACCUACGGAACACCAACCACCAACUAAACCUCACAAUGGAGAGAAGCCACUCCCCGAACACAAGCCACCAAGUCCAUUUGGCAAACCACCCCAGGGAGAGAAGCCACCACCACAACACAAGCCAUCUGACAAAACUCGUAAGCUUCUCCAGGUAGAGAAGCCGCUUCCGGAGCACAAGCCGCCGGUGAAGGAACCACCUAUGGAACACCAGCCACCAAAUGAACCUCCCAAGGGAGAGAAGCCAGUUCCCGAACACAAGCCACCAAGCCCAUUUGGCAAACCACCCCAGGGAGAGAAGCCGCCACCAGAACAAAAGCCAUCUGACAAAACUCGUAACCUUCUCCAGGAAGAGAAGCCACUCCCCGAACACAAGCCACCAUGCCCAUUCGGCAAACCACCCCAGGGAGAGAAGCCACUCCCCGAACACAAGCCACCAUGCCCAUUCGGCAAACCACCCCAGGGAGAGAAGCCACCACCACAACACAAGCCAUCUGACAAAACUCGUAAGCUUCUCCAGGUAGAGAAGCCGCUUCCGGAGCACAAGCCGCCGGUGAAGAAACCACCUACGGAACACCAGCCACCAACUGAACCUGCCAAGGGAGAGAAGCCAGUUCCCGAACACAAGCCACCAAGCCCAUUUGGCAAACCACCCCAGGGAGAGAAGCCGCCACCAGAACAAAAGCCAUCUGACAAAACUCGUAACCUUCUCCAGGAAGAGAAGCCACUCCCCGAACACAAGCCACCAUGCCCAUUUGGCAAACCACCCCAGGGAGAGAAGCCGCCACCAGAACAAAAGCCAUCUGACAAAACUCGUAACCUUCUCCAGGAAGAGAAGCCACUCCCCGAACACAAGCCACCAUGCCCAUUCGGCAAACCACCCCAGGGAGAGAAGCCACUCCCCGAACACAAGCCACCAUGCCCAUUUUGCAAACCACCCCAGGGAGAGAAGCCACCACCAGAACAAAAGCCAUCUGACAAAACUCGAAACCUACUCGAGGGAGAGAAACAACUCCCGGAGCACAAGCCACCAAGCCCAUUAGGCAAACCACCAAAGGGACAGAAGCCACCUCCUUCCGGUCACAACCCUGGGCACCCUCCUGCAGAGAGUGCCGAAGACUCAUACAAGCCACCUCAGAAGAUUACGCCUCCUUCAACUCCAACAAAGAAGCCACCAGCUCCUACCCAGAAGCCACCCCACAAACCACCAUCUCCUACCCAUCCCAACUGAGUGACUUUGGUUAGUUUGAGAUUUUGAGUAAUACGUAAAAUAAGAGCUGCUACCCGCUGUGCACUUAUCAUGUUACUCUUUCCCUGCGAGCCUA
Molecule: messenger RNA, 1439 nt
Organism: Vitis riparia (riverbank grape)
Lineage: Eukaryota; Viridiplantae; Streptophyta; Magnoliopsida; Vitales; Vitaceae
Product: early nodulin-75-like
Exons: 1
Coding region: 20-1345 (441 amino acids)
Source: RefSeq, a predicted model, not a curated record